GCAUUGGGCAGUGCAAUGUAUUUGUGCCAAGACAGAGUGGAUGUGCAAUUUUGCGUGAAGAUGUUGAGCAGCAAGAUGAGUCGGCCAACAAAGCAAGCAGAUAUAUGUAUGAGGCAUUUGAUUCUUUACUUGAAAGGAGCGAGUGAAUAUGCGGUAUUGCUGAAAUUUACAGUACCUGGACGCAGGAUGAUUCAUAUUCUGAAUGGUGCAACGCAGCAGCAAGGCGGGGAUCAUGUGGUGGAAGCAUUUUGCGACAGCGACUGGGGUGGAAACAAGGUGACGCGGCAAUCUACCACCAGUGUCGUUAUUUGUAUCAAUGCAGUUCCUUGCUAUACGUAUUGCAGAGGACAGAGGUCGAUUGCAACGAGCAGCUGUGAAGCUGAAAUUCUUGCAUGUACAAGCGCAGCAAGUGAAUCGCUGUUGAUAAGGGCAUUGUGGAGCUUUCUGGUUGGAACAGAUGUGCAGCUUGAGUUGAGGAGCGAUAGUUCAUCUGGAAGGCAGUGGUUGCAACGUGCAGGAGUUGGGCGACUGAAGCAUUAUCAGAUCAGAUUGCUUUGGUUGCAGAAAUCAGUGAGAGAAAAGGAGUUGCAGGUGUUGCCCGUGGGGACGCGGGUGAAUGUUGCGGACAUCAACACGAAACGUCUUUCUGCAAAGAGACGAAAGUUUUUGUUGUUUUUCUUGUCAGUGGUUGAGCUUGAAGGAAAAGCUGAAUGGUCGAAUGUGGGGAAACAUGAGUUUUGCAUGGAGAAGAACAUGAAGAAUGCCUUGGGAUAUUUUCCAAAGGAUCAGGUCAUGAGAUGUAUUCUCUUGUCCCAAUUUGGGAGGACGAAUGGACAGCAAAUGUGCAAUGCGAAUGAGGAGCCGCAAAUGUGGUGGUGGAAUGGAUUUCAGAUUUUCAUGUGGAUUAUUCUUGUAUUGUUUCUUUGUGGUGUUUUCCGAAUUUUUCAGAUGGCGAGAUGCGCAUGGUUGAACUUGGAUUCUCGGUUGAGACGAAUCGAGGAUGAAGUGUUGAAGAACGAGCGAGCGAUUGGAUCAAUCAGGAGAGAAAUGAACGCUUGGCAAAACAGGCGAGAGGAGAGCGAAGAUUCUGAGGACAACAAUGAGGACGACUGGCGUGAGAUGCAUUAUUGGGAGCGGCCAGUUAGAGAAGAUGGCCAUGAGGAAGAUGGACCAUUUCAGGUGUUCGAUGGAGCACCAGGAGAUGCAGAGGAAGAACCGGCUACCUGACCGCGAAGGACGGACCCGCGCCUUACCAUGCAAGGACUCUAGGCAAGCGGCUGGCCUGGGCCAGUGAAGUCCCCGAGCACUACUCGUUGGCGGAUGACUUCAUCAAGCCCUUUUGUGACAUGGAAGGUGCGCCAGUCUGCAGCAGGAAGCUCAACAAGGGUCCCCGGGACUUCAUGCCUACGGCUUUACUGGUGGCAACAAGCAAUCACCCUCCCCGUGUGACUCGACCGGAUGGGAUGCUGCGGCGGCUUCGAGUCUGCCAGACAACGGUCAGCUUCACCUAGAAGCCGUCCAUGGCCACCGAGGAGCGAGCCGUGGAUGGCCUCAAGACCCGGAUAAACCGAGGAGAGUUCAACAAGUACAUCUUCUUCCUUGCGGCAAAUCUCGUGGACUCGGUGGAGAUGGAGUACAACCCAGGCACCGAGAUCAAGACCCGGCAAGUCACGUGAACAGAUGGCGUGCUUGCGCAAGGAAAACACUAUCCAACCCUUGCUGUCUUAGCGCACCUCAGAUGUCCAACCCUUAGAUGCCUCGGUGCCUGAGGCUUCUGCGGUCUCGACGUCUUGCUCGGGCAGGUCGAUAGGUCGAGGACACGGACGCAUGGGGAUUUAGAUUUUUAUAAUGUCGUCGUCCGAGAGACUUGGGGUGCUCGUGCAGGCUUGUCUUUUUGUCAACCUUCAACCUUGCCUCCAUUCCAACCAAAUGUUUUGAAGGUGGCUUGCGUGCACGGGCAAACUCAGGAAAAUCAUGCUAGGGUUCCCCAAAAACACUCAAAGUACUACAAGUUUCCAGCGCCUUAUGCAAAGUUCCCAGCUUGGUCCAAAGUAGCCGUAAUCAGUCGAGGGUCCUGGGCCUUGGAGGCGCCAGGAAGUCGUCCAGCUGCCUGACAGCUGCCGGCCUGCCCCGCCUCGUCAGUCGGCCCGCCGCGUUGCCGCUGCCCUGGGGCGCCGGUCUCCCGGCCCUCGGUGCUCCGGACGGUCAUGGAGUCCACGGCCCGCAGCUGCUGCACGUCGCCGUACUGAGGGUUGAAGCUCCUCGCCGCGUUCGUCGGUGCUCGGAAAGCGCCCGCCACUGCCUUGAUGCGGCGGUUCGUCAAGUCCUUGUUGUGCUGGAACCUGGCGUUGUCUUGGAGGACCCUGAACUCUGUGGCCGGCUGCUUCUCCACGUCUUCCGGGGCGCCAUGCGCCGUCUCGUGGGGCCGCGCGUUGUAGGCCGAAGCGGUCUGCUCAAAGUGGUCGCUCCACUGGCCGCCCUUGCGGGCCACGCGCGUGGCCAGGUCCUUCUUCAGCGUCUGGAGUCCCCGGUCCACCACGGCCGUGGCGUUGCGGUCCUCCGGGCGCUUCGUUCGGUGCACGGCUUCCGCGGGCAGCUCCCGGUCCAGCGUAGCGAACUCGUUGCCCAGGUCGGUCGUGACCACGAAGUUCUUGUCGUCCCCCGUCAGCUCCUGCGUGGCACGCUUCUUUGUAUUUUUGGUAUUUUAUGUUUUGGUAUUUUUUGUUUCGCGUGGGCUUUUUUUUUGGUAUUUUUGUUAGUUUAUGUGGUUGGUUUUUUUGUAUUGGAAUGGCUGUUUUUUUUUUUUGUUUUUGUUUUGUUGUUUUUGUGGUUUUUUUGAUUUUGGUAUUUGUUUUGUCAUUAUUUUUGCCUUUUGUUUUUUUUGGUUUUGUUUUUAUUGGUUGGUGGACCGGUCCGACCGUUUCGGCGUUUCUUGUUUUGCAGAGGUUUUCCACGGCACAGGCCUUCCGGGUGAAGACUCCUGCAUGCAGCCGGUCGUUGGCCCCUCGGCGGCCGACUUGCCCAGCGCGCGGCCGGGGCGCCUGCACCUGCCGGCCCACGUCGGCCUUCAGCGCCUCGAAGGCCAUGGCCUGCGUCACGUCGAGGUCGCGCUGCCUCGCAAGUCGGUACAGCUUCCGCGGGUCACGCACGUUGAAGUCGUCGGCCAGGUCCCUCAGCGCCUCCAUGUUUACUUGUUCUUCGGCCCCCGCUGCGCCUGCCAGGCUUCCACCUCGUCCAGCCGGGCCUGGAAGCCCUUGCACACCCCCCACAGCACGCUGGUGAGGUGAGAGUA
Molecule: messenger RNA, 3292 nt
Organism: Effrenium voratum
Lineage: Eukaryota; Dinophyceae; Suessiales; Symbiodiniaceae
Source: the annotation of a GenBank genome assembly